CUCCAUUAUUUUUUUUUGCUCGGAAUCUGUAAGAAAAAGAAAACACAGUGGGCAACUGUGAAUUUGGGAUUACAUGGGUCGUUAUGGUUGUCGGAAUACAUUUGAAUAUAAAACGGGUUUAACAGAGCAGAGGCCAAAGCAGCGGCUGGAUAAGUGCGCAGGCAGCGGGGCGUCCUGCAGCCUGGCCGGGACGCUCAGUUAGCUCUGAUAGCCUAGCUGGUUGCUCCGACAGCCAGGGCGCAGUAAAAUGAAGCGGUACUGCCCUUUGUUUUUAACUCGGUCUGGCAGACGGUGUACAAACGCUGAGCGCCGGGCGCGCUAAUACGCGGUUUGAACGAGAGAGAGAUUUAUUUCGUGGUUAUUUAUUAACGUAUGAACCGUUUUCAAAACAUUAUUUGGCUGGUUCGUCAGCCAGCCAGCUAGCUAGCUCGCUAGCUCACUCUUGAUUAUCCCGCGAGCAGAGAAAAGCGAAGAGUCCAAAAACUUCGCCAACACGGAGAAAGAGAGAGAGGGAGCCUGACGCAGAGAAAGGUUUAUAUGUCCUGCUGCUGACACUCAAGUUAGCUCACGGCUGUCAAUAAGCUCUCCAUCUUCAUCCAAGUCCCUUACUCUGAUGUGAACGAAGCACAUACAUCUGCAGGAGUGAUCCUCUGAGUCGAGGAUCUGCCUCGUAGCUGAGGCGGUUCAGGUGUUUUUGGGCAUCAAGUCAGGUUUUACUGGCAGUCUGUGUGCUUCUAACCCACCAGCAUGUACAUUGGACAGUGGAUACCAUAGCCAAAACAGGUCCUGGCUUCCCAAAGAUGACAAGGUGCUGGCAGGCCGCAGUUACAAAAUGAUGGGAGGCAGUGAGACUGUCAGUGGGGACAAGGAUGGGGUCCACACAGCUGCAAUACACAUCCCCAUCGGCUGGCAAAGGAGAGUGGAGGGUGGGCAGGUGAUCUAUGUCAGCCCUAGUGGCACUGCCCUAUCCUCUCUGGAUGAGGUCAAGACGUAUCUGUUGACUGAUGGCACCUGCAAAUGCGGUCUGGAGUGUCCACUCGUCAUCCAAAAGGUUUUUAACUUCACUGUGGGAGUGAAGGUAGAACAGCACAGCCAGCCUUUAGGCAAAGCAGAGCAGGACAUGACCAAACUGUGUAACCAUCGCAGGAAAGUGGUAGCAAUGGCUGCUCUGUGUCGGAGUAUGCAGGCCUCACAGCUGCCCUUUGCUAACCUUCAUCAUCCAGAGGUGAGCAGUGGAGUGGACAGCCGCAAUCCAAAGAGGGCCGAUGUGGAGCGGGAAGAAGAGGACCGAGGAAUCUACCAUCCCAAACUCCAUCCAGUUCCAGCUCGACCUCACAACAACCUGCACCCGAACCCCUGUGCCAGCCCCAAAACCUCCCACCAGUUUAUUUACCCUUACAAUGGUUCCUCCCCGGUCCUUCACACAGGCACGAACUCUCACCAUCCCCUAGAUGCCUUGAGAAGGCUUCAUCAUCCUCCUCCUCUCCCUGUGUCCUCCACCUCUUCCUCCAGCUCCUCAUUCCCAGCUUAUAGUGCUGCCCAGAGGUCACCCCGCGCCCCCACGCCUCAGAAUGUCAGUCAAGGUCAAAGAACACCUAAAACCCCAGAGACUCCUGGUUCUCCUCGUUUAGGGCCCCUCUCUUCACCUCCUCCUUCUUCCCCUAUGAACCUGGGCGGAGGAGGAAGAGGAGCACAGACUCACGCUCAUCAUCCUCAUGGUGUCAUUGUGGGAGGCUCCCCCCUCUCCCCAUCUUCUUCUCUCUCUCCCUCUGUCCAUAACAUGAACUGUGUGUCUCCUCACCAGCGGUCCCGCCACCCUUCAGCCUCUCCCUCCCCUCUUUAUGAGCAGGGAGGAGGCUCAACAGCAGCAGAAGGAGGAGGACUGACGGGAAGUAACUUCCCUCAGAGGAGGAAAUCCAGCUCUUCCUCUCCACACUCCCCUCUCCCUUGUGGCUCCCCAAAUCCCAGUCCCCACUUCCCCAAAUACAAGUUGGAAGACAUCAUGGAGCAGUUUAAGAACUCAGGCAACAGCAGCACUAAUAACCACCACAUCCUACUCCCUACUAACCCCUCUUUACUGACCAACCAAAGCAGUAGCAACCCCCAUGCUCUCUCCAUGAAACCCUCAAAGAGUGGCAUGAGUCCGACUCCCAGCACAGGACAAGCAGGUUUUGGGUUGAACUCCACAGGGCCAUAUCUGAACCACCACCACAGCCAUCAGGGCAAGAUGCCACACCCAGCUUCUUUUCCUGCGAGUAGCCUGCUCUCUGCGGCUGCUAAGGCUCAACUGGCUAACCAGAUAACCCAGGGCCAGAGCUCAAAUGUGGCCAGCAACCAGAUGAACUUGCCCUCUUCUCUGGAGGUCUUGAAAGAGGCACAGCAGCAACAGUCAUCAAAGGUAACAAACAGCACUUUACAUAACAGCAACCCUCCCUCCUCCAUCGCUUCUACUAGGCCACCCCAUCUCUCCCUUGCAGCAGCCUCCUCCGUCCUCUUUCCUCCAUCCCACUCUCUGGCUCAAUCCCUGGCUUCCUCCUUGCCCCACAUGCCUCCCACAGCAGAGCGCAGUGCGUCACACAGGAAGAGGCAACGGCGAUCUCCCACAGUGCUCAGCAUGCUAAGAGACACCCAGCAUCUGGCUAAUGGGCCGCGGAAGACCCCACCAGGAGACUCUGUUUCUGCCACUGUUAUCAACCUAUCCUCCUCUUCCUCCCAGCACUCCUCCUCCUCCUCUACCUCAGCUGCGCAGAACCAGAAUGCUGUCAUGUUAGAAAACCAUCAUCAUCUCCUCCCUGGGCAGACGCUCAGGCUCCCUGCUCCUCGUCAGACAGCACACCUUUCCAGGCCUCCUCGACAAAGCGAGGCUCUGGAUUUCACUACAAGCCUGACACCGACACCUCUUGGCUUGGAUCCUCCAACACAGCCUCUGUCUGCUUUGUUACACCUGCUCAGUGUGCAGAAUGCACAGGCGUCGGCAUCCAACUCUGCUUCAACUCAGCCAGAAUCUGUGCCUGUUGAAGAAGGUGGACACACUAAUAAACAGAGCCCCAGACUCUCACCCUCCUCUCCACUUUCUAAUGUGAGGCACCCACAGACUUUGUCACCGUGCCGAACCACUAACACUAAUCCUCUAUCCUUGGUGCCACAGCCGCUUUCUCCUCCUGCCUCUUCUCAGUUCAUAUCAGUGCAGUCUCAAUCACAGCCUCAGUCUACAAAAUCAAGUCCUCUACAGAGACAUUCUCCAGCUUCUACAGCCCACUCAAAUUUAGCUUUACACAACAGCAGCAGCUCUUAUCAGCGUAUGUCCCCAGCUCUAUCAGACAAGCAUCAACCAACUGAGAACCACAUUCCUAAAGUUGACUCUGUUUCUCAGGCACCUUCACGAGAAGCAUCACCACAGGGUAAUGUAGCAACAGAGAUUGGCAUUAACAGCAUGUCUACAUCUGAGGAUCUGAGUCAUCCUCAAGGCAGUGUUUCUAUGGCGAUAUCCACCUCCCCGAAGCCUCUUGAUCUUAGCAACCAUGUCCUGGCCAUACUCGCAGCAUCCUCCACUGUGCCCCAGGGAGAGGGCAGCUCCUCCAACCGUACCACGGAUGUUGUGUUGCCUUCCCAAGGAAAUCACACUGCAGGGCCAGAGGAGCCUGGAUGUAUGGACCAGAAGGUCUCCACAGUGACCAAAUCUCUAGCAGCCACCAGCCCUGGACCUGCCCUCUCCUCUAAUCUUGGGGAUAAUAACAGUCCUCAUACACCUACAUCUGUGGGUGACUCAACUGCUCCCUUACCUCUGGCAGAGGCUUUCCCCUUCAUGAACCAAGAGCAGCUGCUUCAGCUGCUGUCAUCCACAGGAGGUCUGCCAUCCCUCCUGGACCCUGCAGUCCUGGCUUCAUUGCACCUAGGGGGACUGUGGUUGGGUGGGCAACAUGCACAGAUACCUCCUGCCAAUGCUACACCACAAGCACCACAGAAUCUUACAGAGCAGCAGCAAUCAGAGGAGCAGCAGUUACUGAUACAACAACAAGAGACGCAUCAGCAAAACCAGGAUCAGCAACAGAAGCAACAACAAAUAAACCACAAUCCUCUCUUUCCUUUGUUGCCCUUGUUGAGUGGUGCCCAAGGGGAGUUGCCUCUGAACCUUUUGGGCCUGCUGAACCCACUUCCACCCCCAGCCUCAACCCCUACCCAAGGACAGGAAGCUGAUUUGGGGCUAACAGAAAAACCUAGCCUUCAGGCUCUGCUUAUGGCAUCCUUGUUGCUCGGACAACAGCAGGCACAUUUGUUACCCCUAUCUGGGCUGAGUCAGUUGAGCCAGGUCAGCUUGGAAGUUCCUCUCCAGCAGUCACAGCAGAUCCCCACCACAUUGGAGGGCCUCACCCUGGAUAAGACCUCUGGCCUCCUGGAUCCAUCAACACUACAUGGAUCAGGGUUGUUGGAGGUCUCCCAGGGCCUUCUGCCCCUUCCUCCAGGAGCUGAGGGCUCUCUCCAAGCUCUGCAGUCUCUGCUCCUUCCUGCCGCUCUUCCUCCUCAUCAUGCAGCCUUUCUGCCCCUAAGCCCCGCCCUACUCACUGCUGCCCUGAGUUCAGCUGAACUCAACCCACCUCCCCCCACCCAGUUAGCUCCCGCACAGCAAACCCAACAUACCCAACCUCAGGUACCUACUGAUGCUGGUGUUGAUACCCUCAUCCCUCUAUCUCUCCAAGGCAAGGACAACACCCUCCUCCAACAGCUACUGCCCACUUUGCUUAACCCUGCUGUAUUAGGAGAUCUUUCUGGCAUCACAGGCCUCCAUAACAUGGUCGGUCUUGGAGCAGGUUCCAUCCUCCUACCCCCAGUCCAGACCUCUGCUUUAGGCAUGCCUCUGCUGCAGGGUCCUGAUGGAGCCAUCAACUUGCUCAACAACAUACAGCUAAACCUUGCACCUCCCUCAGAAGGAGAGAAGCCAGUCCUGUUGCAGGAAACACAAAGCCCCGCCCCACAGGAAGACAUUCCAGCCAGUCCGAUUGCCCGUGAAGUAGUCCCCAGUCCUAUUCCAGCCCCUGCCCCUUCCCAAGAGCCCUCCCCACCCCCACAGCGAGGGUCUGAGGGCAGGUCUGUUAUUGAUCCUUACACCUCUUUCAUGGACACAAUUUAUACCUCCUUCCUUCAAGUCAAUGCUAAAGAGCAGGAGGACGGGGCCCACUUGGGGCCAUCUGACCCUACUUCACCCUUCUGUGCCUUACCGCCGGUUUCUUUCCCUGUGGAGCACCAUACCCCGUCCACCCCUGUCCCAACUCUGCCCCAGGCAAGUGCCCCAGUCUCCCUCAGUCCACGUCGGGCUUGUUCGCUCCGCAAUCCUGACUUAUCCCGACUCAGCUUGGAAGCAGCUGCCCAUUCGCCAGCCCAGGGGACGCCUAAGCCCACUGAAGACGGGGCUACGUCUCCCUUACAAAGGAAGCCGGUCAUGGUAGAGGGACAUACCCAUCCAGAGCCUCCUCUGCCACCCAUAUACCUGGAAGAGGCUAAGACAGACUGUACUGGGCCAGCUGCAGCUGUGUGCCCCUAUAUAGAUGCAGGGGUGGACAGGCAGGGACAUAUUCCACAGGCGGGGUACCUCAGUCCCAGGGAUGGUUGCAGUAGGGGGCCCAAUGAGGAGACAGCAGGAGCACUGCUGCACACCGAACAGGGAAGGGAUCAAGCAGGAACAGUGGGGGGAGCCAGAAGAGGAAGGAAAAGGAAACAAACGCUACAGAAUGUGUUAGAAGAUUUCAGAGACAUGGAUGCUACAGCACUAGAGGAAACCAAGGCUACGACAGCACUGCUGAAGCCUGAGAGGUCAGUCCGUGGCAGGAGGAGACGAGGCGCAAGGUCUCAGAGGCAGUGAUUGGUGGAGGGAGCUGUCAGUCAGAACUGUUCACCAAUCAAAGGCGGCCAGACGCCUCUCUUUCCCCCUCCAUUUCUCCAUCAUCACCACUGUUCAGACCUUUUCUUAAAAAUUCAACUGCACUAAUAUUAUGCCGUUGUCAUGUCAACCAUUGUUAUGACAACCACUAUGAAAAAAAACAUAGGAGAGGUCUAGUCUGAAAAAUUAAUUUAUAAAAAUUAAAAAAAUUUGAAGAGAAAUGUGGAUGCUUUUUCACUUAGGUCUUCUCAUAGGUGUAGUUCACAGAAUAAUGGUUGCUUGACGUGAUCAGAGAUCUCUUAAUUAUGGUUGAUGUUAGAAUUAUAUCAAUGAGAAAACACAAAAAAUAAUGAGUACUGUUUUCUUCUCAUCAGUGUGUUACUGUGAGUCAGGAUAAAGCCCAUCUACUUGAACGAUGCUCUCUGUUGAAAGUGUGUGUGUAUGUGUGUCUUUUAAUGUGUUUGAGUGUGCGUUGGACAACAGUGCUAUUGCUGAGCCCCUCACUGUCCGACCGUGGUUUAGUUGAACUUAUUAUAAUUUAAUGAACGACACCGUCUGUUAGUAAGGUAAAGCGCUCUUUGCAGAGACGCACAGCGGUUAUAUUUCAAAAAAAUGUUUUCAGAAGGUGCUGAAAGACAAUAUUAGACGGACCAGGCUUGAGUUUCGGUUUUUUCUUUCACGGUAUAAAAUAAUUUGGUUCAUCCCAGCAGAAAAAAACUGUAAUCAUGACUCCACAUGUUCUGCCAGAUGUCCUUAAUAUUUUGUUCAUCACUAAUAAUUUCAUGGACUGAGAAAACAUUUAUUUAAUGUUUGUACAGUUUUUAAUCAUUUCGGUAGUUGCCAUGGUAACCCAACAGAUGACAAAUUAAUUUGACAAUAUCCAGUUUGUGACAUUUGCAAAGUCCACCAUCUCAAUACGCAUCAUUUGUCACACUGAAGCUACCCGCUGACAUUUCACAUGCUGUGUUAUUUGUUGCUGUGAAGAACUGUGUGCACCUCCAGACUGAUGGAGAUCAAUUCAUAUCUGUUGACUUAACGCCCACCCCCACUUCACCCUCCAGUUAUGAAAUAAAUGUGUGGAGAAAAUGUUGAAUUUUGAAAUGAAACAUUUGCAGGAACCCUUAAGUUCAUAGGCAGUACAGUAUGUCCAUUGAUUGGUUGAACGAAUGGUGGGAAAACUUAAAACACAGAGAGCGAUGAUGUCUUAAAGUGGAUCUGUUGAGUCUGUGUGUUACUGUGGAUUUGGAGUAAUAUCCUCCCUCUGUCUCCUCAUAUCACUGUUUGAGCUCUCCUCCACACACUGCCCUGCCCCAAGAGUACUGGCAUCUCUAGCUGUAUUUAAACAAAAAUAAAAAAAAUAAAAAAGAAAGAAAAGUGAAAAAGAAAGCAGAUUAUGCAAUUUCUACACUUGGAAAUUUGUACAUAUGUACAGUUAAUGUGUUUUAUUUUGAUUUUAUAUUGUUAGAGAAAGAGACAAGAGAGAAAACAAUGAAUUGUGAAUUUUUCUGGGAAUUGUAAUUAAGUAUUUUUCUCAUUCUACCCCUUGCUUUCAAUACUUAUGUUUAAAAAGACGAUUAAAUUGUGGACUGUAGCUUUCUUUUUUAUAUGGGAGUCUUUUUUAUUUAAUAUUAAACUAUUUACAG
Messenger RNA from Scomber japonicus (chub mackerel), 7518 nucleotides. RefSeq names its product methyl-CpG binding domain protein 6 (gene mbd6). The record is from RefSeq and is a predicted model, not a curated record. Gene Ontology annotation, molecular function: DNA binding; chromatin binding. The transcript has 13 exons. Gene Ontology annotation, cellular component: chromocenter; nucleus. NCBI's taxonomy places the organism in Eukaryota, Metazoa, Chordata, Actinopteri, Scombriformes, Scombridae. Bases 833 to 5857 code for a protein of 1674 amino acids.